Messenger RNA from Lacerta agilis (Sand lizard), 2378 nucleotides. It is a transcript of the gene GIN1, whose product is annotated as gypsy retrotransposon integrase 1. Gene Ontology annotation, molecular function: nucleic acid binding. Lineage: Eukaryota; Metazoa; Chordata; Lepidosauria; Squamata; Lacertidae. The coding region runs from base 59 to 1618 and encodes 519 amino acids. The record is from RefSeq and is a predicted model, not a curated record. Gene Ontology annotation, biological process: DNA integration. The transcript has 8 exons.
GCGGCGGUGUGACGAGGAGGCGUUGGUUCCCAACGAACACUGGCUUGGUAUUACCGCAAUGGUCCGUAAUGGCAAAAAUGGUGGACUCCAUCUGAAACAGAUCUCUUACUACAAACAAACGGGUGGAUAUCAUCCCACAACAUUAGCAAGUGAAAGGAGCGGAAUAAGGAGAGCAGCUAAAAAGUUUGUUUUCAGAGAUAACAGUCUGUUCUAUGUGGGAAAAGACAAGAGGCAAAUGCGACUGGUGAUUCUUUCUGAUGAAGAGAAAAGGAAAGUGUUAGAAAAGUGCCAUGAACAUCAUGCAGGUGCACAUCAUGGCAUAUCAAGGACACUGACCCUGGUGGAAUCUCAGUAUUAUUGGACAUCGGUAACCAGCGAUGUAAAACAGUGGGUAUACGCUUGCGAGCAUUGCCAGGUAGCAAAGAAUACAGCUGCUGUAGCGUCUAAAUUCCGUUCUAUUAAGGCAGAAGAGCCGUGGACUUUAGUCACUCUAGAGCUAAUGGGGCCUUUUGAUGCCACCAGCCGGAACAAUGUGUAUGUCAUCCUCCUAACAGAUGUUUUCACUAAGUGGGUUGUGGUUUUGCCCCUGCAUGACCUUUCAGCAUCUGAAGUGGCUAAGGCAGUUGUCAGCGCAUCAUUCUGUUAUGGACCACCUCAGAAAAUAACUAUAGAUCAGGAAGAAGAGUUUGUUCAUCAGAUCAACAGGGAGCUGUUUGAACACUUUGGCACAAAGGAAUUAAUAAUGCCAUACCCUCAAGCGGAUCAUGAAAACGAAGCUGUCAGAUCUUUCCUUCUCAAAUACUGCACGGAGCACACCAAAGACUGGGAUGACCAUUUGCAAGCUAUUUCAUAUGCGUUCAACUUGAUUGAUUCAGAAACUAGCAACAACACGCCCUAUUUCCAAAUGUUUAAACGAAAUCCUUAUAUACCUUCAACAUUAAGUGUGAUUCAAGAAGGGGAGAGUGACUGCAUGUUUGUGAGAAUCUUAGCUGCUAUUAGACAAGCAGAGAAAGCAGUACAGGAAAGGACAAUUUCAAGUUGCCAGAAUAUGACGAAAAUGCCUGUGGAACAGCUGAGUGGGAACAUGAGCCAAGUCAGGAAGAAACCAAAGCAAGUUAAUCAAUUUCUCCUUAAAGUUGGACAUGAAGUUCUCAGACAAAAGAAGAAUUGGUGGAAAGAUGGUCGUUUCCAGUCCGAAUGGGUUGGCCCUUGUAUUAUAGAUUAUGUUACUGAUAAUGGCUGUGCAAUAUUAAGAGAUGCGUCUGGCUCAAGGUUGAAAAGGCCCAUCAAAAUAUCUCAUCUUAAGCCAUAUAUAAGAGGAUCCCAGGAACAAGAUAGCAGCUACAUUUGGCAGAGUGCUGUCAUGGUUGAUCAUGACUAUGUCGGUUCAUCCAAAACGUCUGCAGGACAGAGCUCCAAAGAUGUCUUUUCUGGUAAAGGUCCACCUGUUCCCGUUGCUGAUGAUGGCCUGUUGGGAAAGGACCGUGUCUUCUCAGAAUGUCACAGUAGCGCAGAGACAGAAUUGAUAGACGCAGACUCCACUGACUCAAUGCCGAAGAAUCCAAAACAGUGGUGUGCAGCUUACCGGACUCUUCAGAAUAAGACAGAGGCUACUUAAAUCAAAUGCAAUAAGACUCCAUUGGAUUAAGUGGUACGGAGCUUGUCAAAGGUGUGUAAAUACCAAUCUUUGCUUCCUUUGUCCAGAAUUAACUGCUGGUUCAGCUAGGUAACUACUGUACUGCUAAAUGCUGUGUUCAUAUGUUGUAUGAAACCAUAGCUUAGCACCAUAUGCUUUGGGCUUGUGCAGUCCCCUUUCCUGCUCUGGUGCAGCCAUAGAGGAGGAGACUGGAAACAUCCAGCUGUUUUUCAGCCAACCAUGGUUUCUCAUUUUAUAUCAAACUGCUUAAAUGUUAACUAUGGUUAAGGGAAACACAUCAACUUCAAGCAGUCUUCAACAUACUGAAAUGCAUGACCUAUGCAACUACUUCCCUUUAAAGAUCUUUUGUUGUUUUUCUGCUGGAUUUUAUUUAUUUAUAAUGUGUCUUAUGAGGUUGUUCGCCAUGUGAUCCCAGGGCGGGUUGCAGCAAUAUAAUAUAAAGUUAUAGAACCAUUACAGAAACAAUUAAAUCUGUUCCAAAUGAUACAGAGCAGCGUACAUUCAGUAGAAGAGGGUAGGUCACACAAAACAAAACGCUUAACUGUCAUAGACCACGUUAAAGAGGUGCAUAUUUAGCACAUGGUGAAAGUUGUACAAUGAACAUACCAGACACACCUCUGUGGAGACUGUGUGCCACAAUUUAGGGGCUGCCACAGAGAAAACCCUCUCCCUUAAGGGUUACUGUAACUGUUUUAUUAAAAGUGUAUUAUUAUUAUUAUUA